AUGCAGAUGGUAGACAAAGGUAGAGGUGGUGGUUGUAGAACAUUUAAUCGUGGUAGAAGACGUGGUCUUAGUUUGGGAGCUCCAAUUACCACCAACCCUUCCACCUCAUCCAUUCACGUAUCAACCUCAGAGUCAAUGAUUCAUGUCAUUGCACCGACUCCAAACACACUUCCUACAGCUCAAGACCAACCAAAUCCUACCUUUGUAAGGGAGUCAAUUCCCAUUACCCCUGUUAGAGAUGCUUCACCUUCAGCACCAGAUGAUUCUCUUACACUUGAGUACCCAUCAGAUCCAAAUUGUUUCAACCAACAUAUGAGUGUUCUAAUAUCAUAUCAAAUAUCAUUACUCAUUACGGAAAAAUUUGAUGAACCAGCUGCAAGUUGGUUGAAGAAAGAGUAUAGGUGGCACCCACAAGAAGAGAGAGCCAUUAGAGCUAUUUUUGAGACAAAAGGUUCAUGCAUUUUGAAAAGUGCAAUGAACAAGAUCAGAAAUGGUCAAGAUAAAGGAAAGUGGAUAACAGACAAUGUUCGAGCAGCCUUGGAUGAACAUUGGGGUUCUACAGAUUUCCUAAACAAGAGCUCUACUGCCAAGGCGAAUCGAUCUAUUGAUAGAGGAGCCUUAGCAUACUAUGGUGAACCAUAUCUACUGCAACUCACUUUGAAAAGCUGUCAAAGGAGUUUCAAAGACCACCAACUACUUGGGAGGAUGGAGAAAACUAAGAAAUUGAAGUCGGGAAAAUGGGUCAAUGACAAGUCCCGCGAAUUUGCUGAGAAAUAUCAACAUUGUCAAUAUGAAAUCUUACAACAUUCGACAGAGGAAGGAACAUCUACACAGGAUUCCCUUUACACUGCUACUUCUGUUAAUGAUAAUGAAAUAUAUCUGAAUGUUGUUGGAGCUCCAAAUUACAAGGGGAACAUGUAUGGGCUAGGUACUUUGAGCAAACAGUUUAGUUGUUCAAAAUCAGCUCCAUCUACUUCUAUUGCUCCUGUGGAAGACCAAAUAAAGGAAAUGUGUGAGACAAUUAAUAAAUUGAAUGCUGAGCUUUUGGCAAAGGCAAAUAAGGAGAAGACACUUGAGGAAAAGAUGUUGCAGCUGAUGGAGAAUCAUGACCACCAAAGUCAGGAGAUGCGACAACAGAUGCAAGAACAAAAUGAGCAAAUUCGUCAACAAAAUGAGCAACUGUAG
This is a messenger RNA of Glycine soja, 1185 nucleotides long. RefSeq lists its product as uncharacterized. The record is from RefSeq and is a predicted model, not a curated record. NCBI's taxonomy places the organism in Eukaryota, Viridiplantae, Streptophyta, Magnoliopsida, Fabales, Fabaceae. The transcript is spliced from 5 exons. Bases 1 to 1185 code for a protein of 394 amino acids.